Dreissena polymorpha is the source of this 6880-nucleotide messenger RNA. Its product is annotated as sorting nexin-25-like. Gene Ontology annotation, cellular component: intracellular membrane-bounded organelle. Bases 313 to 3222 code for a protein of 969 amino acids. Lineage: Eukaryota; Metazoa; Mollusca; Bivalvia; Myida; Dreissenidae. The transcript is spliced from 23 exons. The record is from RefSeq and is a predicted model, not a curated record. Gene Ontology annotation, molecular function: phosphatidylinositol binding.
AUUUGGUUAAAUAUGCAAAACAACAACAACAACAAGAAAGUCCGACACUUCCCACAACAAUCUGCUAAAGUUUUCAGUAUUUGCAUGUAAUACGUCAUCUUGUCACAUAUUUUGCUGAUGUGCACCACGGACUCUAGAUGUCAAUAUACGCUGCGUGUGUGCACGCACAGUUCAUAUUCUAGACGGUUUAAUCCAAUAUAGGGCAAUCAUCUGCCUCACUUUGCAAUUUAUACCGAAGUUUAAUGAAAAGGACUAAAAAAAUUGAAUGGAAUAGGGACACAUUUGGAUAAUUUCAGUUGAAGGAUCGGAGAAAUGAACUACCCAGUUGUGAUAGGAACCUUUGGGGCAGUGACUGCAGUGUUGUAUUACUAUGACCUUGUGUUCACAGUGUUUAUGCUCUUUGCACAUGCUGCCAUUGCAACACUUGGGAUUUAUCUAGGAGUGAGCUGGGCUUUAGUCAGAGGAAAACAAUAUACACCUCCUCCCCUGCCUAAGGAGUUUCAACAGUCCCAUGUUCGAUUAAUCCUGCAAAAUAUGAUGGAAGUUAAGUCCUCACAAUCCCCAGGUCCGAAAAAAGUUGUGAUUUCUCGAAACAUGGACCUUGCACUGCAGGAGGUUAUAGAUCUCCUACUGAGAGACUACAUCCUGUCCUGGUACAAGGGGCUGUCCAAGGACCAGGCUUCGUUACUCUCAUACCUUCAGACUGACAUCUGGAUUGUGAUAGAAAACAUCAGUGUUCGACUGGCCAAGAUUGACACAGUGCAGUUUGUCACACAAGACAUCGUCCAAAAGUUGAAAACACAUUUCCAGGAUGUCAGAGCCUCGUCAAAAAAGUACUGCCCCAACACUAGCACACCAUUCUCUCUUCAUCCGUGGUUGAGGUCCAAGGAGGCUGAGCUGAACUAUCUACGGAAGAUGAGUGAGGCCUUGCUGGUGGUCGUACUCCCCAAGUAUUACACCAAGUCCACCCCUAUGAGACAUCUCUUGAGUGAAGUCAUGGCUACUACAGUAUUGAGCCCAACAAUUGAGCUGAUAUGUGACCCGGACUACAUUAAUAUGACCCUAUUGUCCUACAUUGAGUAUCGAGAGAAACUGUCAGAAGCCACUCGCAUUAACUACACAUAUGCAGCGACAUACGAAGAUUUUGUGAAAAUGAUAGAAAAAUGCCAGGAUAUUGAGCAUUUGAAGCAGCUUCGGUUCAACAUUAUGACAGAGAUCAUGCAGGCUACCACUAUUGACAAGCUGAAGAGAUCCCAGAGUGCAACUGGAGCCGAAAAGCCUGGCUCGCCCAAGAGUUCUCGCAGUACUGAUAAAGGGGAACUGUUGAAGAAAAGAAAUCUAAAGCGAUACAUCAAUCAGCUUCAGGUGGCCAAGACGCGGUGUGAGAAGCGUAUUUGCAGCCUGGGAGGGCCGGCUUACAAGUCGUAUACCAGCAGCACUGACGUUGGAGCACAGCUGGAAGGGCUGCCAGGACAGAAAGUUGUGGCAUUUUCUGAGAUACUUAAGUCCGCAAAAGGUAGAGAGUAUUUCCAGUCAUUUCUGAAGCGCGAGGGAAAUGAAUCACUGAUGGGGUUUUGGGUUGGAGUUGAAAACAUGAAAUCAGCAGAUAAGAAGCAGCACCACCACCUGGCCAAUGACAUCUACCAGGGCUACAUCUGCAGUGCGGGCAGCGUUGUACGGGUAGACAAGUCCACUGCCCGCGCCAUGGAGACCUUCCUGAUUGGAGACUCAGGCCAUGAGGCAUUCCUGGACACACAAGCCGUGGUGUACAAGAGGAUGGAGACCCAACAUUACCCCUCGUUCCUUGUCAGUGAUCUCUACCAUCGAUACUUGACCUCCCUGGAAACAGAGGAAGGGAACCUGGAGGGAACCAUUGGGCAGAAUGAGAUGUUGUUUGAGCCAACAGAGCAUGAUCAUGAGGAUGAGGAGAUGUUCCGUGUGCAGUCCUACCACGCCAAACAGAAACUGCAGCAGCUGGGUAACCGUAUCUCCAACAAAACACAAGCCCUAGAUGCCUUGAAGACACAGAAGUCAGAUGUUAAGAUUCAGAAGGUGCAGGAGGACCUUGAGUCUGAGAUUGAGGCUAUGAAAGAGGAGAAGAGAAAGUUGGAGUCACACAUCCUGCGUACAGAGCAGUGGUGCAUUCAUACUGGCAAGUGGAAGGCACUCGUCUAUGAAGUAGCAAGUGUGAAGGAUGGAGACAAGAUGGUGCCACUGUUUGUGCUGAUUGUCCACUUGGCGGGCCGGUCUCACACGUCUCAGAACCUGCAGAGCUCUUCCCAGGGCUGGGUGGUCAACAGGAAACUCAGUGACUUCUACACCGUUCAUGAGAGACUGGUGCAGAUUGCUGGCCCUUGGCUGAAGAAGCAUGAUCUACCCAAGAUCAGCAUGUUCACCACUGUGGAUGAGAAGUUCCUUAAGGAUGCCAAGGAAACACUCAAUAAUUACCUUAAUGCCGUUAUGAAGGAUGAUCGCCUGGCCAACAGUGAGGCUCUCUAUGGGUUCCUGACCCCAACACCAGAAUACUUCCAGCAGCCGGAGAAGAAAAGUGAAUUCAUCCUGAAAACAUUACUGAAAAAUUUACCGAGCAUAGGUCAGGACAGCCGAGAGACAGAUGAUGAUCUCCUCUUUUCAACUGAUGACAGAGCUGACGACAGAAGUAAGGAUUCUAUUGCUGAACCACUUUACAGUCUUAUCAAUGAGAUAUAUGAACUGAAAGGCAUGUUUAAGUGGCUGAGAAAGAGCUUCAUAGCAUUUGUAGAGGUCACCUUUGGAAGAUCCAUCAACAGGCAGCUACGUGAGACAGUAGACUGGAUGUUCUCAGAGCCCAUGGUGAUCUACUACAUUCGCCUCUUCAAGGACGCCAUGUGGCCCAAAGGUGUUCUGGCAGAGGCGACACCUGCACGAUCCAACGAGGAAAAACUGAGAACGAGACUUAAAGCUAAAGAGAAAUUCCUGGGCAUACAACCUGAUGCUGUUAAAACUUUAGUGGGUGAGGACAAUGCCCGACGAGGGACAAUCAAGAUGUUUGAAGUUCUGCAAGAUGUGAAACUGAAUAAGCACCUGUUCUUUGAGCUCCUGCUCCUGGUGAUUAAACUCAUGAUCCCCGAGCUGCAGCAGGUGCCCUCGGAAGCAGACGAAGUCUCCAAUGGCAGUGAGGCCCUCGUGAUCAGCGGAACUGAGUAUCAGGCUCAGAUUGAGGAACUCAACUUUAAAGCGUGAUCAGCAAUAGUGUGAUCAUUAUCACGCUUCCAUUGAAUAAAUAACAUCCUCUUGCAUAUACUUAACUGUAUUUUCAACCAAACUUAUCAGUAUUUAAUACAAACCCAGUUUUCUGUGUAUGUUGAUGAUGGGUAAGUUGAUAAUGGGGAGAUUAACCCUUUGCAUGCUGGGAAAUUUGUAGUCUUAAAAUGUCGUCUGCUGAAUUUCUAAAAUUAGCAUUUCUUAGAAUUUUUCCAAAGAAUACUAUCAGAAUAGCAAACAGUUUGGAUCCUGAUGAGACGCCACGUUUUGUGGCGUCUCAUCUGGAUCCAAACUGUUUGCAAAGGCCUUUAAAAUUUGGUUCCAGCGCUGAAAGGGUUAAGGGGACAAUGGGAUAAUGAUGAGCAGGAGGAUGACUAUGGUGAUUUUAUACAUGUAUUUUUGUACUGGUACUCUGUCUCCAAGGCUCAUAUCCACCAACAUCCAUUGUUAUAAAAACUGGAACUCCUGUGGUUAUGUCAUUUUAAGUUAUAAAGUGGUUCUACUCUGGUAAAGAAUCAAAACUGCUUUGAUUCUGACUCAAGAAUAAAAUAGCAUUAAUUUUUACAAGGAUAAUUGAUUUUAAAAAUACUCCGCCAAAAUGGACUUAUUACAUCAAUAUUUUGCUUUCAAGGAUCUUGGUAUAUACAGCACCUGUGAGUCAUUUUUUGUGUCAUUGCAUUUGUCAACAUACCAGUAAUGUGCAAUAAAGUAUUAUUUUCAUUCAUUUAUAGAUAUUGGCAGGUCUAUUGUAGCAUUCAUGUUCCUCUGGUCAUUGUUCUUAUAUUUUCGAAAAGAAUGACUUUUUUCAAACUAUAAAUGUACAACACACUAAAUUUUAGAUCGACUGUCCUAUACAUGUACACUGAAAAGUCAGAGCUUUACUGCUCAACCAUAUGUUGGUGUCUGCGUUUGUGUAAUGUUUAAGUUAACCCUUCAAUACUUAGAUACAUAUUUUUAUGCAUUUGUAGUCCCUAAGUAAGAUAAAUUUAUUUGAAAACAUUUCUUACUAGAUUCAAUUUUUAAAGGCUUCAUUUUUAACCCUUAGAUACUGAUGAGCAGCAAACAGCAUAAAACCUGAACAGACUGCAAGUUACUCGCAGGUUGUUCUGGUUUUCUGCUGUUUGCACAUAGCCAUUUUCACUUUGCAUCUGAGAAGGAAAGGGUUAAAGUAAAAGUGGAACAUCCCCAUAUCACUGUUCUACAAAAGGUAUUCAAUGGAAACUUUAGACAUGUGUUUGUGGUCUUCGUGUGAGGUCACUGAUCAAGUUUGUGGCCGCCACUGUUAUAACAUUUAGAGUCACCUCAAUAUGUUGUCUAAACUAUUUGUAUAUACAGCUUUUUAUGUGGCAUUUCAUUUCCUUGUUCUCUUACAGAAUUUCAUUGAACUUAAAAAAAUAAUAAUUAUUUAUUUCAUAUGUUAUUGCUGAAACUUGCAUAUUUAUAUUAAUGUUUUUUAAAAUUACUACUGUGUUCAUAAUUCUUUGACAUUUGAAAUGAUGUCUAGUUGUUUGAUUUUAAUUCUGUUCAAAUUUAUACAUUACUGUUUUGAAUGACAUUGUUAAAUAGCAUUUUGUCAUAAGAGUUAUACUAUAAAAAUAGUAGACAGUAAAUUCUAGAUGUUUCUAUCUUACUUGAAUUUAAGAUGUUGUUUUUUGUCCCCUACCGGUGAAACCGAAGGGGACUUAUGAUUUGCACUUUGUCUGUCUCUCUGUCAGUCAGUCCAUGACACUUUUCUGGAUCCUGCGAUAACUUUAAAAGUUCUUCGUAUUUUUUCACGAAACUCGAAAAAUGGAUAGUUGGCAAUAUGGAGAUUAUGCACGUCAUUUCAUUUUGUUCCUACUUAAAAAAAUUAUGGUUGCUAUGGCAACAAAUAAAAAAACAAAACAAAACAGACAAUGGUGGAGUUUCACCGGUAGGGGACCUUAUUGCUUGGCAAUCUCUUGUCUUUUAAUUUGUUGGAUUUUUUUUUUUAAUACUUUAUCAUUUGUGUAUAUUCAGUCAGAUCUUGGCCUUUGAUUCUAAUACUGGUACCGUAAUUUUAUUGUUGUUAGUGUCUGAAAAUUUUGAUACAAAAAAUAUUUUUUUAAAUGCAUUAGUCUGAAAAUGUAGAGACAGAAAGUACAGCUGUUCAGAAAUUAAGACAAACUCUAAAAUAUUGCAUUGAUGACCAGAAAUGGGUAUGAAAUGUGUAUAUCAUUGAUUGUUUGCACAAAUAAUAGCAUGUGCUUGUUAAAUACCUUGUCGUAUAGUAUACAUCACUUUUAGAUACGCUGCACUUUUAGCUGUUGGGUAAAACAAUUGCCUAUUACAGGUACACAUAGUUAUUAACCAAAUUCAGCAAAUGUAAUUGCUUAAAGGCAUUUGUCAGCCAGGUUUUAUUACCUUAAUCUGGCUGAACAUGGGGAAAUCCAAAAAUUUAUAGAGUUUAUGAAAACUUUGUAAUUUUGGUAUUUUUGAAUUGGAGUUUCAGAUGAUGAAAUUGUUUUGACAUGUUCUCAAUUAAUCAAAGUUCAUUAUUUUUAUUAGUAAUUUGAAACACUUUAUGUCAGUCAUUUCUUGCCAUUGACAAGUGCCAUAUUUUUAGACAAAAAAAUAAAUGAAAUAUGUUAAUCAAUUUACCAUAUUAUAAUAUAAAAAAAAAUAACAAUAUCAAUAAUUGGUGUACAUUCUAAACCCAUCAAGAUUUCAAAAAUAAGAAAUGAGACGGUCAAACUGAAGCUUUUAUUAGUACACAAUCUGAAAAAAACUUUAUCUGUAAGUUCAGAUUUUUCCUGGACCUGAGCAAUCAGGGUUGACUUCAAGCGAUUGUAAUAAGAUAUUUAGUAAUCUGUGUUAAGUUUGAUGCAUUCUUUGUGUAAUUUGUCAUGAGUGUUAUUCUCUUUCAGUGAUACAUUAACCCACCAUAUGCAGACAAAAUUACAUCUUAUUUUAGAGUCCCAUCAGCCUGAUAGACAUGACAUAGUUUGAUUAUUUGUGUCUGGCUUAUAUGAUUUAUUCAUUUGUACAUGUAGUUAGUCCAUUUGUCUAAAGUGCUGUAAUUUCAGUAACAAAAAUAUUUAUAGAAGAUAACACUCUCAAUUCAGUGCAAUGUUGUGUAUGAUAUAUUUGUAACCCAUUAUGAAGCAUGUUGCUUUUAGAGUUCAUUUUCACACUUAUUUAGAUAUGUUUGCUUAUUGUCCCCUACCGGUUUCACCGGAGAGGACUUAUGGUUUGCGCUCUGUGCAUCUGUCUGUGAGUCUGUCACACUUUUCUGGAUCUUGUGAUAACUUUAAAAGUUCUUCAUAUUUUUUAAUGAAACUUGAAACAUGGAUAGAUGGCAAUAUGGACAUUAUGCACGUCAUUUCAUUUUGUUCCUAUGUCAAAAAAUCUGGUUGCUAUAGCAACAAUUAAAACAAAAAGUAAAAAAAUUCUUGUUAAUGGUAGAAGGUAUUUGUUUGCAAAUAGAUUGACAUUCUGUUAUUUUGGCUAAAUUUAAUAUAAGUGAACAGGUGAUAAGAAUUCAACUCAUUUAUGAAUGUGCUUUAAAUUUAAAUCUUUAAUAUGUGUAAAUUCCAUUUAUCAUGUUGGUGUAUGUGCAAUACUAUUUGUUAAACAUAUUAUUGUUAAGUUUAGUAAUACAUGUAGAGAUCUACAAAUG